This is a messenger RNA of Camelina sativa (false flax), 906 nucleotides long. The record is from RefSeq and is a predicted model, not a curated record. Lineage: Eukaryota; Viridiplantae; Streptophyta; Magnoliopsida; Brassicales; Brassicaceae.
AUGAAGACAUACGAAGAUGAUCUUGAGUCUACGAAGGAGAACAUGUGGUCGAAGCUCCUUGAAUUGGCGGAUGUUGCGACUAUGGUGUAUGAAGAAGAACAACGCAAGAAAAAAGGAAAAUCUAAGAUCGUCUCUGAAGAAGAACAACGAAAGAAAAAAGGAAAAUCUAAGAUCCAACGAAACUAUGAGAAUCUUAAUGGGGCUUCUACUUCUUCUUCUUCAUCGCUCCGCCACCUUCGUUGUUCUGAGACUCGUUCUUCGCUCCAUUACAACACGCCUGAUAUUGAAAGCCCUCCAAACCCUAAUUCCCAGUCUUCUUCGAGCCAAACAGAGAGCACAAGCCGCAAGAGGCUUGCCUUGGUGCUGCAACCAAGGAGUAGUAGUGGUAAAUUCAAGAAAGCAAAGGUGGUUGCUUCUUUGCCACGGAUAGCUAGAGGGCCACCGGAGUGGCUUGGCGAGGUGAUUAGAGAGAUGGGCGUAACCGAAGACCCGAUGCUGAUCUUUGACUUUGGGAAACCACUAUCCGCGAGUGAUGUCAACUCAGGCCUGAGCCGUUUCUUGCUCCCUUUCAGUAUGCUAACCAGAAACGACUUCUUGACACCUGCUGAGUCUGCAGCCAUACUGAGAGCAGACAUCGACGAACAGAACAUUGGUGUGGGAGCGAUUCUGGUGAAUAAAAACUGUGAGAUGUGGGGUUUGCGUUUUAAGUUAUGGGCGAUGGAGAAGAAGGAAUCUGGAAACGGGACUUUGAACUACGCAUUGAACUGGGGGUGGAACGACGUCGUCAAGGGUAACAGAUUGAAAGAAGACCAUGAGAUCAGUCUUUGGAGUUUCAGGUGCCGUGGAGUCCUAUGCUUUGCUCUUGAACACAGAAUUCCCAGCUUGUCCAAAAGAUUGCUGCAUUGA